Messenger RNA from Lytechinus variegatus (green sea urchin), 1181 nucleotides. Its product is annotated as PSME3-interacting protein-like. The coding region runs from base 112 to 870 and encodes 252 amino acids. The transcript is spliced from 6 exons. NCBI's taxonomy places the organism in Eukaryota, Metazoa, Echinodermata, Echinoidea, Temnopleuroida, Toxopneustidae. Gene Ontology annotation, cellular component: nucleus. The record is from RefSeq and is a predicted model, not a curated record.
UGCAGAAUGCAUGGUUAAUGAGGCUAAUCAGAUCAAAGUUCUAACGAAAGAAGAAGACUGAGGGGAAUAGAAGAUAUAAUUACAUUUAGGAUCAAAGUGAACGUCUUGAUAAUGGCAAGUUCAAAUGUCAAAACAUUUGUUUCUGAGAAGGAGCUGUCUGAGCAGCGACAACGUCGACAAGAAGAGUGGGAUAAAGUUCGUACUGCAGACCAACCAGAAGAAUGUCCAGAAGAGGAGUAUGACCCUCGCUCACUUUUUGAAAAACUCCAAGAGCAGAAAGACAAGAAGCAGUCAGAAUAUGAAGAGCAGUUCAAAUUUAAAAACAUGAUAAGGGGAGUUGAUGAUGAGGAGUCCAAAUUCUUGAAUGAAGUUGCUGAAAGACAAAUGAAGGUUCAGGCUCAGAGAAUGUCAGAAGAGAAGCAAAUCAUCAAUGAAUACAAGGAAUUAGUCGUGAACAGUACAGUACCAGUGACAAGCAGAGAGGCGUCCCAGUCAGGUGAAAGGAAAGUACAGACAGGAAACAAGAGAAGUCAAGCAAGUCUCUUAGCUGGUGCAGUCAAGAGAAAGAGGCCACCUUCUACAGAUGAGUCCAAAUCCCCUGAAGGCCCUGGAGCCACAAGCUCAAAGAAUAAUGGAUCCUCUAAAGCAACAGGAACUUCGUCAUCUGACGACAGCUCUAAUGAUCAAAGUUCAAAGGACAGUACUGGUGAAGUUCAAGGAGUGCAGUGUAUUGCAGUUCUUCCAGGGAUUGGGUCAUAUUCAAACAGCAGCGAAGAUUCCGACUCGGACAGUAGUGAUUCAGAAGGAGUGGAACUGAUGAAGACAGUGUUCCAUAAAGGCACAUCCAGACACAAAUGUGAUUCAAAAUGAUUAUGUGUUUCCACAGGAAACAUUUGUAAUUCAGACUUGAGCUCCUGUUGAAAAGGCAUCUUGAACAUCAUUCAUGCUUAAAUACAGAGCACCGAACAAUUUUUUUUCUGAAUCAGAUGCUAGCAGGCUUGAGAUAUAAAUAAGGGGUUGAAAAUAAGCUCUGGUGAGUAGAAAUAUUUUAUCCGAAGUUUGAAUUUUCACGCCCCAAAGAAUGUAGGUGGUUUGUGAAACCUUCCUGUAUUUAUGCUCUCCACCUAGUCUGCUGUGCAAACCCUUUCCCCGAGUAAACUGGUCUGAAUAAUCAACCUACA